This is a messenger RNA of Toxotes jaculatrix (banded archerfish), 1966 nucleotides long. RefSeq lists its product as uncharacterized. The transcript has 8 exons. Bases 13 to 654 code for a protein of 213 amino acids. Lineage: Eukaryota; Metazoa; Chordata; Actinopteri; Toxotidae. The record is from RefSeq and is a predicted model, not a curated record.
GAAGGCGACACCAUGCACGUAGCGGUAUUCCUCGCUUUUAGCUGUGGUUUUGUCUGCGGAACAUCACCUGCACAGGACAUCACCUGCACUGUCACUGCGGGUCUCGGCCACACCACGUACAGCCUUUUAUAUGUGCCUGAGAAAUUUGGAACAAACUGCAGCCAGGAAGAACCUCUCGGCGAGUAUUCCUGGGCCAUCGAGAACGCCACAGGGCACAGUGUGAUUGCCCAUCAGGAGGGGCAAAAUGAUGAAGUGGUGAGGAGUAAGAACAUCAGCACCCUCAGCACCUCAAAAUGCUUUGACAGGAUCAUCUACAAAAGAGGCUGUAUCUUAAAGGAUAUACAUUUCACAGUUAACUGCACCAUCAACUGCAGUGAAAAUGCUUUGGCCCAGAAAUCAUCCAAAGAUCCGGUACAACCUGUAGAGGCACCGUCGUCCACCACCACCCCACCCAGAGGAUCUGUGGAUGGUACAGGGAUCAAACUUGAGACUCUCAUAAUUGUGGCUGUUGUUGUUGCUGUCCUUGUUCUGCUGGUCCUUGCUGUGGUGAUCUACAAACGUUACAUUCACAAAAAGAUCAAACAUACCAGAGCCAGUUAUACCCCAGGAAGAGCUGAUGAGGAGGAGGGUGAAAUCAGUUUGUCAGCCAACUGAUUUGUCUUUUAAGUUUAAGUUUCCUUCCUUUAGGUCUCCUUCACCAUCACCCUUAUGGUGUGCUUGGUCGAGGAAUCUAAACGGCGACCCUCUGAUCUCUGGGCGGUCCAAAGUCGUAGUUGUAGUUUGUAGUGUAGAUUUUCUUUUUCUUUUCUUUACUUUUACGUAAUAACCAACGCUUUGCUGUUUGAGUAAUAAUCUAUGAAUUGAAUCACUUUGGACUCAGACAAAGACUUGGACUUAGUGUGACAGACGUUGAGUCAGUUUACCAUGUAUCUUGGUAUACUUCAUUUUAAGCUCACCAUAGCUGUCUAGACAUAUGUAUGACUGGAUAUAGUAGACUCUCACAUAAAAGCAUUAUUUUUCAUCAGUUUUAACCACUAAUGGCCUUUUACUUUUAGUAAGAAAGAUUUUAAGCAUUUUUAUCUGCCCAAUUCUCAGAUUAAAUUUAUGUUUGACAGAGCAGCAUCUCAGUUCAGAAGCAAGGUUUGUGUUGCCAAAAAAAAAAAAAAAAGCAAAAACAGGGUUUUAACAAUCUUGAUGAAAGUUGCACAGCCAGUAGUUACCUGUGAUGUAAAGUUCUUUAGGCUGUGGAAGCCAAGUCUUUGCCCCAGUAGCAAUACAGUAACCUCCCCAGAUUGAGUCAGGACCCCAUAGUACUGUCAACAUGAACCAAAGCUGUGGAAGCUAGGAGACUCAUAAUGCAGCACCAGGGCGUGCCCGUUCAGUGUCCUGCAGCAUUACAGCAACCCCUCUGUUUACUUUAGACUGAAAGCCUUAACAUAACACUCCACAAGGGGGGAGGGGGGGUAUUAAAUAUUAUAUAUAUUAUAUAAAUAGUAUAUCUUGUAUACAUAUUAGCAUAUUGUAUUUUCAUAAAAUAUUUAUAUUUAUACAGAUGAAUAACAUGUAGUUAGAAAAUAAUAAAUAAUAACUUUUAUUUAUAUAUUCUUAUAUAUUUCCACUUUGUUAUAUUUACAUUCCAAAAUGUAUUUUAAACUUUUCUAUAUUUUAUACACUUUAUAUAGAUAUAUAAUUAAAAAUACACUACAAGGUUGGAUGCAGUAAUGUGUGCAGUUCUAUCCAAUGCAGUUUGUGAAGUGAAAUAUAAUAAAGAUGUACUGUAGCUGAAUUAGCAUUAUGUUGUGAGGCAGUAAUGUCAGGUCAUUGUAUGUCUGUAAGUCUUAAGUCAUACGUCGUGAGUCCUUCUGUUAACUCUGUCUUACUGAAACUUGAUGAAAUUUGUAUUUUAUAUAAUUAAUCAAAUCAUGCAUGAAUCAGCUCUUUGUUUCAUCCUUUCAUUAAAAAUGAA